AACCUCAAAAACUCGGCAACAGAAGAAUACCAACUCCCAAUGAAACCAGAGUCAGAUUCCAUUUUCCCAUUUCCAAUUUCCCAUUUCCGACUCCAAAAUACAUACAGUAUCGUAUCCUGCAUAUCCACCAAAUCCCUUCCUUUUCGUCGAUCACUCCACUUGCAAUCACCCAAUUUUGCACAGGAUCACAUUCCCGCAGAGGUACUACAUCUUGUACUUGUAGAGAUCUUCACCAACAAAAAAGAAUUUGUUGAAUGGCGGCUCAAUGCCCUAAUUUGAUGCUACCGACGGAGGUCAGCCUUCCUGUAACGAGGUGCGCAGUUUCAUGGCGGACGCAGGUUGAGCGCGGUUCCUGUGUUCCUCAAAGGAGAAUUAAGCUCCAAAUUUCUGCGCUGGCGGGUGGUGAUGGCGGUAGUGGUAAGAAAGCAGCAACCCCAAAUUCGAAUUAUGUGGUACCUCUGGAUAUGUCGUCUAGCAUCACUCGGCCCCUCAAUGAGAUUCUCCGUGACCUCAAUAAAAGGAUCCCUGAUAACAUAAUCAAGACAUCUAAUGAUAAUUCAACAUUCAUCCCUUGGUACCAUGCAAACCGAAUGUUGAGCUUUUAUGCCCCAGGCUGGUGCGGGGAAAUUCGCGAUGUUAUCUUUUCUGAGAAUGGAAGUGUGACAGUGGUCUAUCGCGUAACAGUUCGGGGAUCGGAUGGAGAGGCACACCGUGAAUCAACUGGUACCGUGUCACCCCGUGACGGGGAUCAUGAUGAUCCAGUUGCAGCUGCAGAAGAAAUAGCAUUUUGCAAAGCAUGCGCUCGCUUCGGCCUGGGCCUGUAUCUUUACCAUGAGGAUUAGAAGCUUCGGAUCGAUGUUUGGUGAUGUUUUGAGUGAUGGAGAGAUCUUAAUUGAGGUAUUGUGUGCUGCUUCUGCUGCCUUGUGUUUGUUCUUGUAUUAAGUUAAUUCAUGUAUUACUUAAAUGAGUAUUGAGAAUUGGUAAUGAGUUGAGUGCAGCUACUAAUUUCAGUGUACAACAGGUUUCUAUCCCCACAACAUUAUUUUGAUAUCUUUAAAAUGAAAUAAGUUACUGUAUGUAAUAUAUGUUUUUUAAAACAAUAAUAACGUGACUAGUAAAAAGAAAUUAUAAUCG
Messenger RNA from Andrographis paniculata, 1134 nucleotides. RefSeq names its product DNA repair RAD52-like protein 2, chloroplastic. Bases 255 to 842 code for a protein of 195 amino acids. The record is from RefSeq and is a predicted model, not a curated record. The transcript is spliced from 5 exons. Gene Ontology annotation, biological process: double-strand break repair via homologous recombination. Gene Ontology annotation, molecular function: DNA binding. Lineage: Eukaryota; Viridiplantae; Streptophyta; Magnoliopsida; Lamiales; Acanthaceae.